AUGUCCAAGGUCUUGCCGGAUGGGUGUCGGGACGGUAGACCCGUUAGCCAUAAGAGUUCCAACACCAGCAGAAGUUUGACUAAGGCGUGGCCAAAAGACCCUUUAGUGAGCAAGACUUCCAGCACUAGUAGAAGUACAAGCAUGGAGGACAUUCAAUACAAACAGAAUUAUCUACGGCUUGGGGUGAAUCCAACUUUGGUAGUUAGCAGUUGGGAAUUGGCCAAGGAAUUGUUCACCAUCAACGACCUGGCGGUGACCUCUCGGCCACCUUUUACAGCUGCAAAAUACUUGGGCUACAACUUCGCCACGUUUGGUUUUGCUCCACAAGGUCCAUACUGGCGCGAAACACGCAAAAUAACCACUUCAGAAUUACUAUCAAACCGCAGGCUUAAUCAACUGAAGGAUGUCAGGAUUCAUGAAGUGGAAACAUCUUUAAAAGAGCUAUACACGCAUUGGGAUGAAAAAAGAAUGGCUCAGGCGAUGACGGUUGCAGGGAAGAGGUAUUAUGGUAGUGCUGUGGGUGAUGAUGAUAAAAUAAAAGCACAGCAAUGGCAGAAGGCUGUGAGGAAAUUGUUCAAGCAUUUAGGGAUUUUUGUUGUGAGGGACGCUUUACCUUUUCUUGGGUGGCUGGAUAUUGGUGGGCAUGAGAAAGCCAUGAAGAGAACUGCAAAAGAAAUAGACAGUAUUCUAGAGGAAUGGUUGGAAGAUCAUAAGCGAAAAAGGCUUUUAGGUGAGACUGAUCAAGCAGAGCAAGAUUUCAUGGACGUUAUGCUUUCGGUCCUUCAAGGCAAUGAACUUGCAGGUUAUGAUGCCGAUACAGUAAACAAAGCCACAUCCUUAGGUAUGAUUGCAGGCGCUGGCGACACCACCCUCGUUACUUUGACAUGGGCUAUGUCUCUACUGCUAAACAACAAGCAUGUGCUGGUAAAAGUCCGAGAAGAAUUGGAUAGAUCGAGACCAUUAGAGAGUAAUAAUCUUGUUCCAACUGAUGAUGAUAAGGGAGCUCCUAAUCUAUGUAAAGUCGUACUGCGUAAUCCAUGUUCAUAUGAAACCAGAAGUGGUAGCAGGUGCGGAUUCAGGGGACUGAUGAAUGAGCAAUCCAGGGAGGUUUUCCCUUAA
Messenger RNA from Dovyalis caffra, 1119 nucleotides. Lineage: Eukaryota; Viridiplantae; Streptophyta; Magnoliopsida; Malpighiales; Salicaceae. The record is from the annotation of a GenBank genome assembly.